ACGGUUAAAGGUAACGGCGAUGGCGCCGGAGAAUCACCGGAAACAGAAGAACCCUCGAAUUUUAUGCCUUCAUGGAUUCAGAACCAGUGGUCUGAUUCUCCAAGCGGGUAUUGGUAAAUGGCCGGACACAAUUCUUCGAGAUCUCGACCUCGAUUUCCUUGACGCUCCGUUUCCGGCCACCGGGAAAUCGGACGUUGAGCGUUUCUUUGACCCGCCGUAUUACGAGUGGUACCAGGCUAACAAGGGGUUUAAGGAAUAUAGGAAUUUUGAAGAGUGUUUGGCUUAUAUAGAGGACUACAUGAUAAAGAAUGGACCUUUUGAUGGGCUUCUUGGUUUCUCACAGGGAGCUUUUCUAACUGCGGCUAUUCCGGGAAUGCAAGAACAGGGAACUGCUCUAACUAAGGUGCCAAAAGUCAAGUUUUUGGUUAUAAUAUCUGGAGCAAAAUUUCCGGGGUUGAUGUUUGGGGAGCCUAAAGCUGCUGUUAGUGCAUUCUCAUCUCCAGUUUGUUGCCCGUCACUCCACUUCAUAGGUGAAAGGGAUUUCCUGAAGACAGAAGGUGAAGUUCUUGUAGAAUCAUUUGUAGAGCCAGUGGUGAUCCAUCAUUCAGGUGGACACAUUAUACCGAAACUCGAUACUAAAGCUGAGGAGAGAGUGUUGAGUUUCUUCCAGAGGAUUAGGCAGAUGCUUUCUGAUGAAUCAGCUCCUGUAAGAAGCUUGAUGUGAUUGAGAGAGCUACUCCAAUAUGGUUUACUUUAGAUUAUAGAUGAUUUUGCAAUUUUUUAUUUUUUUUGCUAAGAAAUGCAAUUUUUUAUU
Arabidopsis arenosa is the source of this 814-nucleotide messenger RNA. The record is from the annotation of a GenBank genome assembly. NCBI's taxonomy places the organism in Eukaryota, Viridiplantae, Streptophyta, Magnoliopsida, Brassicales, Brassicaceae.